AUGUACCAAAUAUUCUUUCUUUUAAAGGUGCGAUUAAACCAUUUCGGCGUUCCAUUUCUUUGGACAUAUACACAAUGAAUGAUAACGCCGAGUUAUACCACAAGGGCAAUAACUUACAACGAAAUGCUGCAAUUCAAUGUUUAGAAGCGUACGGUCCAAAAAUGAAAUGGAAGAAAUCUGGCGAUCGAGCGAUUGAUAUUGGCUGUGCUGAUGGUUUUGUAACAAAUAUUAUCAAGAAAUACAUGCCAAAUAACUUUGAGAAGCUAGUCGGUUGUGACAUACAUGCGGCCAUGGUCAAAUUUGCGAACAAUCAUUUCAGGAACGAUAAAACUAGUUUCACACAACUCGACAUUGAAGCCGAUUUGCCUGACGACAUGAAGGGAAGCUUCGAUCAUGUGUUUUCGUUUCUAACCAUUCAUUGGAUUCCAAAUCAAGAAAAAGCAUUCAAGAAUGUAUACGAUCUUCUAUCCGAUGAUGGAGAUUGUCUUCUGACAGUAUUAGGUCAUACUCCGUUGUAUACUGCUUACACAGUACUAUCGGAAACAGAAAAAUGGAGUAAAUGGGUAACGAACCUGGACCAAUUUGUUUCCCCAUACCACGUUUAUGACGAACCCGACACAUAUUUGACGAAAGUAUUAAAGAAAAUUGGCUUCAAACAAUACGACGUAAGAUGUAAGCAGAAACAGUACAAAUACCAUAGUGUACAAGAAUUAAAAGAUGCUAUAUCCGCUGUUCAUCCAUACAAAAUGCCAAAAGAAAUGUUCGACGAAUUUUUUGAAGACUACAUACAAGUAGUACGAGACCUGAAACUAUUUGAUCAAACUAAUAAUAAUUCGCAUACUAUUACUCUUCACUAUAAUUUAUUAGUGAUCUACGCUAGCAAAUCAUAAUUAGAAUGUUUGUAAUAUUAUAUAAUGGCGGUAUUGGUUCUGAAGUUUAUUCUUCUAACUCUAUUAUAUUUAUAUAGGUUUCAGUGAUAUAUUUUUAUGCAGAAUUACCUAAUGUAUUAUUAAAAUAUACUUAGUGCUACGUUGUUUGAAAUCUAUUUAAUAAUACAUGAACCAAAGACUUUAUACCACUUAUUAAACACAUUGCAUGAUAUGACAUAAUUAAAAUUCAUUUGAGAAGGAGUGCGGAAAAAUAAAUUAUAUGUAUAUAUGUUACAAAUAAAGUAAAUUAAAUGGUCGAACUUCGAACACUGGACGACCAUCAAUAUUAACUUAUUAUACCUAAUAGAGAUCUACCAUUUCUUUAUGUUUUAAUAAUGCAUCUGUUUACCUGUUACAUACAAAGCCAGUCAAUUUUGUGUAUAUUGAUAGAUUAAUGCUAUCAAAUUAUUUUUUUCUUUACAAGAAACUUAAAAAUCAUUUCAUAAACAAUUUAGUAAAGUAAUCAUGCGAAUUAACCAAAAAUAUUUGGCACACACAAUAUAACAAAAGCAAAA
Molecule: messenger RNA, 1444 nt
Organism: Manduca sexta (tobacco hornworm)
Lineage: Eukaryota; Metazoa; Arthropoda; Insecta; Lepidoptera; Sphingidae
Product: juvenile hormone acid O-methyltransferase-like
Exons: 5
Coding region: 75-890 (271 amino acids)
Source: RefSeq, a predicted model, not a curated record